AAAUUUCCCCAGACCUGAGGAAAUCCCCAAAAUUUCCCCAAACAUUGUAGAAGGUUUUUCACUUUGGGGAUUUCCCCAAAAUUCCCCAAAAUUUACCCAAAGCUGGCAGCUUGGGUUAUUAUGAGAAUAUUGUUUAUAUAUUUCCUAUUGUUCAUUGAACGGUUGUUAUGACAAUAAAGCUCAAGAAAUAUUUAAAUAACAAUAAUAUCCUGGUUUUGGUGGAUUUAUUUACUUAGAUUCGCUUACUCCGACAGAGUAGCAAAUGUUGCUUAAUACUUUGAUCGCUCAGGUUAAAAAAUAUCGAGAUCCGAUCUGAUGGCUUUGCAUUAAAAUUAAUGUUAACAUAUGUUAGCAUAUUUUAAUUCAUAAUUACUCAGCAGCCUAUUCACCUACAAUUUAACAACAUUUCCUAAACAGGAUCAAAAGCAUCAGUCUUGAUUUUGUUUCAUUUUUCGUUACACAAAUGGUUCAAGUAUCACAAAUCAACGCUUAUUAUUCAUUGAAAAAUAAAGCGGAUAACUUUAAUAUACUUUGUAUUGUGGAAUCAAUCAUUGGUGGUCUUAUGCUUGAACAACCUAAUAAUCCUAUUGAAUAUAUUAAAAAUCGUUUAAUUGAUACAAAACAUAUACAAGAACAUGUUAAAUUACAUAAAGAAUUAUAUAUUUGGCCACAUCAUCCAAUAUUAGAUUCAUCCAAAUCACUUACAACUAAUGAACAUCAUAAAUUUCUUCAAAAUUGUUUCUAUCAUCGUAUAAAACGUUUACAAGAAGAUAAAUUGUUUCUUGAAAAUGAAUCUAAACCUAUUGAAACUACAAAUCUAUUAUUUUCAUUAACAGAACUUGAUUUAAAUCCAUAGAGGAUUUGAUUCAAUGCAACAUUAUACUAUAAGAUUGCUAAAAAGAUAUAAUAGACACAUAUGUAAUCUAUUCUAUGAGAAGCUUUUUAAGUUUUGUUUUAUGUCUUUUGACAAAUCAUUAGUUGUAUAGUACUAUGUAAUUUAGUAAUUUAGUUUCUGAAAUAUACACUUGUCUGUAAUA
This is a messenger RNA of Schistosoma haematobium, 1037 nucleotides long. RefSeq lists its product as uncharacterized. NCBI's taxonomy places the organism in Eukaryota, Metazoa, Platyhelminthes, Trematoda, Strigeidida, Schistosomatidae. The transcript has 4 exons. Gene Ontology annotation, cellular component: nucleosome. The record is from RefSeq and is a predicted model, not a curated record. Gene Ontology annotation, molecular function: structural constituent of chromatin; DNA binding; protein heterodimerization activity. The coding region runs from base 464 to 856 and encodes 130 amino acids.